UGUCAAAGCAAGCCUUAUUAUAUCAGAGAGAGAGAGAGAGAGAGAGAUGGCUGAGUACUGUAUAACAGGGGGUACAGGGUUCAUAGCAGCUUACCUAGUGAAGUCCCUGCUCGAAAAAGGUCACUUCGUCCGGGCAACCGUUCGAGAUCCAGAAAAUGUGGAAAAGGUUGGGUUCCUUUGGGAGCUGAGUGGAGCAAAGGAGAGGCUAAAGAUUUUCAAAGCUGAUCUGAUGGUGGAAGGAAGCUUCGACAAAGCGAUAGAGGGUGUUGAUGGGGUCUUCCAUACUGCAUCUCCUGUAUUCGCCACAGAUGAUCAUAAUGUUCAGGAAACAUUGAUUGAUCCAACUAUAAAGGGCACCCUGAAUGUGCUGAGCUCCUGCACAAAAGCAAGCAGUGUGAAGAGGGUUGUGCUCACCUCUUCCUGCUCUGCAGUAAGGUACCGCGAUGAUGUCCAGCAAGUUUCUCCUCUUGAUGAAUCUCACUGGAGUGAUCUGGAGUACUGCAAGCGCUACAAUGUAAAUUACACUCUGACCUACUUAUCUAUGACUUAAAACAUCACAUAUAUU
This is a messenger RNA of Camellia sinensis, 565 nucleotides long. NCBI's taxonomy places the organism in Eukaryota, Viridiplantae, Streptophyta, Magnoliopsida, Ericales, Theaceae. The record is from RefSeq and is a predicted model, not a curated record.